AUGUCAGCGUCCAUCCGCCGCGCCCCGGCUCUCGUUCGUGCCAUCUCCACCUCAGCCAUUCGCAGCGCCGCGGCUGCUCCUGCAUCGUCAACCCAGGCGAGUGGCAGCACCUACUACAAGUCGCGAUACGCGCGUGCGCCGUCGUCAUCAGCCGCAGCUGCCUCGUCUGCGACCCCGGCCGCUGUUGCUGGACAGGCUGCACCAGCGAGCUCGCCUGCUCGCCGUACGGCUUACACGCGGGCACCUGCUGCUGCCACCGCCAAGGCUGCACCUGCGCCUGCUCCUGCGGCAGCCCAGCCCGCUCCUGCCGCUGUGUCGUUUGCCGAGGCUGCCUUUGACGACUUUGACGACGCCGACUUCCGUCUCCCGGACCAGCAGAUCGAGGACUAUGCCCAUCUCCAGCGCAAGCCCGCCCCCGCCCCCGCGCCCGCAGCCGCUGCUCCUGCUUCUUCGACUGCCGGCGCCACAUCCUACGCUGCGCGCCGCAACCUCCCCGCCGCCAGCCCGCCACUCACCACGCUCCCGGACGCAAAGUACACCCCUCUCCCGUCGGCGCCGGGUCCAUCCACGCCUCCCGCGGGCUCGGGCCAGCUGGGAAACACCGUCAUCAUGGAUGGAUACGUCUUCAACGGCGGCAACCCCAACCCUGUUCCCGAGUCGACUCGGAUGCCCGGAGAGAUGGUGACGGAUGACUGGACGACGAGCUUCCGUGGUCUGAGUGAGAGGCCGUUCGACAGGGAGGUUGCCGAGGCGCUCUUGCGGCCUCUGCACCCGGACGAUGUGGAGAUUAAGCCUGAUGGCCUGCUCUAUCUCCCCGAGAUCAAGUACCGCCGCACCCUCAACGCUGCCUUCGGCCCCGGCGGCUGGGGCAUGGCUCCUCGUGGCGAGACCCACAUUGGUCCCCGCAUCGUGUCGCGCGAAUGGGGUCUCGUGUGUCUUGGUCGUUUGGUCGCCAUUGCCCGUGGAGAGCAGGAGUACUUUGACCCCUCGGGCGUGCCUACUGCCACCGAGGCGUGCAAGUCGAACGCGCUCAUGCGUUGCUGCAAGGACCUCGGAAUUGGAUCGGAACUCUGGGACCCCCGCUUUAUCCGCGAGUUCAAGGCCAAGAACUGCGUCGAGGCCAUGGUCGAGCACGUCACCCAGAAGCGCAAGCGCAAGCUCUGGCGCAAGAAGGACCAGAAGUUUGAGUACCCUUACAAGGAGAUCUCGGCUUUUAGCAAGUGA
Apiotrichum porosum is the source of this 1224-nucleotide messenger RNA. RefSeq lists its product as uncharacterized. The transcript is spliced from 4 exons. Gene Ontology annotation, biological process: interstrand cross-link repair; recombinational repair. The record is from RefSeq and is a predicted model, not a curated record. Bases 1 to 1224 code for a protein of 407 amino acids. NCBI's taxonomy places the organism in Eukaryota, Fungi, Basidiomycota, Tremellomycetes, Trichosporonales, Trichosporonaceae. Gene Ontology annotation, cellular component: mitochondrial nucleoid; mitochondrial chromosome. Gene Ontology annotation, molecular function: single-stranded DNA binding.